Tetrahymena thermophila SB210 is the source of this 2394-nucleotide messenger RNA. RefSeq lists its product as hypothetical. Lineage: Eukaryota; Ciliophora; Oligohymenophorea; Hymenostomatida; Tetrahymenidae. The record is from RefSeq and is a predicted model, not a curated record. The transcript has 3 exons.
UCAAAAAUUAAUUAGGAAUUAAGAAAUAUUUUCCCUUGUCUAAAUCAAGCAAUAAUAAAUAAAGAAAUGAGCAAUAAUUAACUCAAAGAAUUACCAGAAAUUCAAGUCUAAAGAGAGGAGUCUUACGAUAUUUUCUAAGAAAACGGAGACAUUUAGCUUGACAAAAGAGAAGAACUUGAAGAUAAUACAAAAUAGGAAAAAGUAGAAGAAGAAAGCAGUGAUUACGAUGAUGAAAAUUUAUCUGAUAUUCUUUCAGAAGAAUUAGAUAGCAAUGAUCAACUUAUAAAUUAAUUGAAUAAUCCCCAUUUCUAAAGUUUAGUUAACUAAGCUAUUAGUGUUCCUAAUCUAGAUAAAUUUGGAAUAGAUUUUCCUAAUAUUAACGCAUAUCCCUUAAGAAGACUAGUUUCUUAGAAGGAUUAGCUUGAAGUAAAUUCAUCAAACUCCUUAAAUCAUAUUCAAAAGGAAAAUUAUGAUAUUUCUCUUGGAGAAUAAUCAAGAGGAUCUGAAGGUUAUCUAUAUAACAGAAAUAGAGGUUUAUAGAAUUUAAUUUAAAGUGCAGAUGGAUAGAUUAUGUCUUAGAAUAACUUAUAAAAUAGUGAUUAACCAAGGAUUAUACAAAUAAUAGGUGAAAAAUAUGAAAAAAAUCAUAAGUUUUACAAGGUUUUAUGGAGCGACCGUUAGAUUAGCAUAGAAGAUGUAUCUGUGGUGAAUGAUUACAAGUAAUUAAAGGACGAAUAUGAAUUACAAGUAUAGUAAUUUUUAGAUAUGAGCCAUAUAAACAGAAUUGAUAGCAGAGAAAAAAUAUCUAUUUUUGCAAGAAGAAAAAGAAAGAUCUGUAUUGAAUAGAAAAAGAAGAAAAUCAGCGAUUAAAAUAAGCAAAAGUAUCGCAUUAAAAAGUUAAUUACUGAAGGUAAUUUAACUCCUGAAGAUGUACAAAAAAUUCAUGAGGAAAGAAAAAUGAGAAGAAAAAAAAUAGAAAGAAGAAAAAACAAAGAGCUAUUAGACAUAAAGGCAGAACAGAGUGAAGUUGUUAUACCUGAGAGCACUCAAAGAAGCUAUAUUACUCGUCGUAGAAACUCUUCGAUUGCAGAGAGUAGACCAUCUAUUUCAUAAUAAAAACCUUCAGAAAAUGGUUCUAUUUAACAAAAAGAUGACCAAAAAAUGAACGAGAAUUGUUAAAAUGCAAAUGAAUUAGAAUAGGAAUAAAAUUAAAAUACUUAGAUUGAAUAUAAAGUUGAAAAAAUAGAAGAAGAAAACAAAGAAAUAGAAGAUGAUUAAAAUGAAUAAAGUUAAUCUUAAAGCUAAGAGGAAUUUACACUAAGAAAAAGAAGAACAAGAUCUAAAAAAAAUAAUAAGAUUAUAAAUUUCAAAUAAACUUAAAUUUAAACAGAAAAUAUUGAACAUAAAUCAGAUUAAGGUUUAAAUUAAAUUGAUAAUUAACAAAAAUCUUAAAUUUAAGAAGAGGAAUUUAAAGAAGACAAACAAGUAAUUUAGGGUGUUGAAAUUUCUAAAAAUUUAAAAACAUAAGAAAAUCUACUUAAUAGCGAAGAUUAGAUAAGUUAAUCAAAUAAAUUAAUAAACAACUAAAAUGAAUAAUCAAUUAAUAAAGCUGAAGAAGUAAAUUCAAAUGUUGUAUGCGAAAAUUAAAUAAAUUAACAGUCUUUAAAAAAAAAUGGAUAACCAAAGAAAAUUCACUGGAAAAAGCUAAUAAAAAUGACUAAAGAAUAAAACACGAAUACUUAAAUAAUUAACCCAUAAUAAAAUAAAAAUAAUUAAAUUAAAGAAGAUCCUGUAAAUAGCCAAGAAAAUGAAGAAUAAAUUGAUAACCAUAAAACUGAUAUUUAAAUUGAGCAUAUCUCAUAAAAUGAAAAUAGCUAAGAAAUUAAGCAAGAAGCUGAGUUAAAUAAAUAAAAUUAACUAAAUAAUACACUCUAUUAUAGCAAAUCUCUGAAAAAAGAUGGAUAACCUAGGAAAAUCUAAUGGAAAUAACUAGCAAAAAUGCUAAAGGAAAAGAAUGAUACUACAGAAACUAACUUACAUAACCAAAACAUCCAAUCAGAAGAAUCUGCUAAAGUUAGAAAGUAACAUAUAAUGUAAAAUAAUCUUACAAUUAAAAAUUAAACUAAAUAAGAACUAGAAGAAAAACCAUCAAAUCUAGCCAUGAGAUCAAAACCAAUAAAUAAACUAUAAAAAAAAUCGAAGAAGCCCAAAAUUAGUAACAGCUCAAGCUCAGAGUACGAAAAGCUAAUUUAAGAAUCUCUAAAAAUUUUAAUAGAAAGUAAAAGGUAUAUAAUCUAAGAAAUUAAAAUAAAAAAUGAAGAUGUAAUUGAAAUUGAAGAUGACAAUCAACUAGAUGUAUCUUUUGAAUCAAAUUAUAUUGAAAUUUAAGAAUGA